This is a messenger RNA of Clavispora lusitaniae ATCC 42720, 1113 nucleotides long. RefSeq names its product Sgo1p (gene SGO1). NCBI's taxonomy places the organism in Eukaryota, Fungi, Ascomycota, Pichiomycetes, Serinales, Metschnikowiaceae. The record is from RefSeq and is a predicted model, not a curated record.
AUGGCUCGUCUCUCCAUUGGGUCACAAUAUUUCCAGGCGAAAGAGCGCCGGGAAAGCAUGGUAUACGGACAAAAUGCUUCUAAACCAGAGACUGAUAAAGGAGAUCCCGACUUUCCAAAUCCUAGUUCCAACACCAAUUCUGGUGAUUUACCUUCUACUGUUGAUAAUUACAUUGCACAAAACAAACUGCUUGCAAUGAAAAAUUCAGAGAUGGCCCUGCGGAUGUCAGAAAUGGAAGCUAAGAUGAGCGAAUUAAUAAGACAAAAUGCCUUACUCAAAAAUGGGGCAAACGGACAAAGAAACUCGGAAAAAUUGGAACAGAGACUUCGCCAGAUUGAAACAAGCAUUUUAGAAAGACUAGGACAUGUUUUGGCAACUUUGCUGGAAAUCCGUGCUGAGGAAAGCUUGCCGGAAAAUCCCAUGGUUUCUGUGGUCGAGGCGGCUUUGCCUGGGAGAAGUAAACCAGUGACAUCCACGCCCACCACCGACAAUCUAGCGUCUUUUCUUGGUGAAAAGGCGGAGUACUGGGGCGACAAUGAAGGCGAAACUACUGAGAGAUCCAGAGCAAAUUCUGUCCUGCCAGAUGUAGAUAUGGCGAUGAUCGAGGGCCAAAGCAGAGAAGAAGCAACUGAAUUGCAAAACGAAAGAAACAUCUUGCCUGAGUCGUCCCAAGGAUUUUCAGUUCACAUGGACACUCUGGAGCACAAUAACCUCGCAACUGUGGAAGAGCUUGUGCUGAGUCCGGAGAAAGGCCAGACUAAGAGGAUCAAGUUGCAUCCCGAAACUGAGAAACAACUGCUAGAUCGCUCCAGUCGCCGAAAACCUGUAAACUACAGGCUUUCUCAAACCAAAAAUGACGAUUUCAAGGACGACACUGAAUCUGAGAAUAAUAAGACCUCAAGACACACUAUAAACAAAUCCAAGGCAACAAGAAAACCUUUAUCCAACGUUACGAAUAGGCGGCGAGCAGCGCUUCGGAGGAAAGCGAAAGAUAUUGUAACGAGGGAGGAAGAGGUGCCAGAUAAGGAGAUUUUCGAGUUUGUUGAACCGGAAGAGUUGGAAACUCAGACAAGACUGGCCUUACUGAGAACAAAACGCCGGGGAGUAAUUUAA